AUGUCCAAAAUUAUUAACAAAGUAAAGGAGAAAACGUCUGGAGUUCGUCCCUCAGCAGGGAACGCGGACAACAAUGACCAACAGCACCGCGACUCUGAGGAGCAGCGGUUCGGUAUCCUGCCACACCCUGCAAAAUCCAACAAUCCUGCUGAGCUGGAGAAUCCUCAGGCAGGUGCAGGCCUGAACGACAACUUAGGGAUUCAAGCGCAUCAUGCUCAUGGCCCGCAUAUUCCAAGUCGUGACGUAGCAAACAAUCUUGAGCAGCCCGCGAGCCGUGAGGAGUUAAGGAAGAGGGGGGAAGAACUGAACAAGUAG
Serpula lacrymans var. lacrymans S7.9 is the source of this 315-nucleotide messenger RNA. RefSeq lists its product as uncharacterized. The transcript is spliced from 3 exons. The coding region runs from base 1 to 315 and encodes 104 amino acids. The record is from RefSeq and is a predicted model, not a curated record. NCBI's taxonomy places the organism in Eukaryota, Fungi, Basidiomycota, Agaricomycetes, Boletales, Serpulaceae.